UCCUCUCUCUCUACCACAACGAAAAUAGAAAAGGAAAAGGAGAAAUCAAAUCCUGUCAUCGUCAUCUCAUUCCAAUUCCUCAACUUCCCCAUUUUCCUUCACCGAAAACUCCAACCUCUCGAUCUGUCCGUCCUUGCUUUCCCCGAACGAAGCACAAAAUAGAUUCUUCAAAUCUUGAUCGGUCUGCCUCCACUGUUUUUUCUGGAAACGUUUUUUUAUUCUCUCUUGGCAGAUCACGAUUCAAAUAUUGAAAGCCAUUGUUCCGAAAUGAGCAGCGGAGAGCUUCUUGGCGUCGAACCUGUCGAGCUCAAGUUCCCUUUUGAGCUGAAGAAGCAGAUCUCGUGUUCUCUUCUAUUGUCAAAUAAGACGGAUAACUAUGUUGCUUUCAAGGUGAAAACCACCAAUCCAAAGAAGUAUUGUGUUCGUCCAAACACUGGCAUUGUCUUGCCACGAUCUACGUGUGAUGUUAUAGUUACCAUGCAAGCGCAAAAAGAAGCUCCACCUGAUAUGCAAUGCAAAGACAAGUUUCUUCUUCAAAGUGUAAAAGCAAAUGAUGGUGCUACCGCAAAGGACAUAACUGCAGAAAUGUUUAACAAGGAGCCAGGGAAUGCGGUUGAAGAAUGCAAGUUGAGAGUGCUGUAUGUUUCUCCACCUCAACCACCAUCACCAGUUCCAGAAGGUUCCGAGGAAGGGUCAUCACCUAGAGGUUCAGUAUCGGAGAAUGGAAAUGUGAAUGGUGCUGAAUUCACAACAGUAACAAAAGCCUUAUUUACUGAACGACCUGAUGCUCAAGAAAAAUCUGCAGAGGCAAAUGCCCUCAUCUCAAGGUUGACUGAGGAAAAGAAUAAUGCAGUUCAACUAAAUUACAAGCUUCGUCAGGAAUUGGAGUUGCUGAAGCACGAAGGGAACAAAAACCGUGGUGGCGUCUCAAUUCUGUUAGUCAUCAUAAUCGGCUUACUCGGCUUAAUUAUGGGGUAUAUCAUGAAGACAUAAAACACGUCAAUUUAAUGGUUCACCGUACCUUUUGAUCUUAGUCUCGUUAUCGUUCCUGGCAAUUCAAGAAAUGACGAGAAAGGGGAAACAAAAAUUUAGCAAGUGAUGUUUCUUUCUUUUUAUUUCCCUGUUUUUUUUCCCUUUAAAAUUUUAUUUCAGUCGAUAACAUCUUGGAUGUAAAAAAAACUUUAGGAAAACUCAUGGUGUCAUGGGUCUUUGGUUGUUAGGGGACCAUAUUAUAUUGUGGACUGACUCGUACUUCGAUGACAUGCAAUUCUUUUUUGUAAUUCAA
Prosopis cineraria is the source of this 1285-nucleotide messenger RNA. Its product is annotated as vesicle-associated protein 1-2-like. The coding region runs from base 268 to 993 and encodes 241 amino acids. The record is from RefSeq and is a predicted model, not a curated record. Lineage: Eukaryota; Viridiplantae; Streptophyta; Magnoliopsida; Fabales; Fabaceae. Gene Ontology annotation, cellular component: endoplasmic reticulum membrane; plasma membrane. Gene Ontology annotation, biological process: endoplasmic reticulum membrane organization. The transcript has 8 exons.